CAUUAACCUGUCGUCGUCGUCGUCGUCACACUCGGACAACAUUAACAGGCGGUUUCUGUCACUCGGUGAGCCUGACAGCACGACCUGUCAGCACCACGCCUCUCUUCAUUAUUUCGUUGGUGCCUCUGCAACUCAAACCACGGGCCAGGCAUAGCUGCAGCCGUGAAGCUGCUGAGCAGGUGGAGUCAGUCUCAAAAGAAAAAGGCUCAGGAGAAAGACGACGCCAGGUAGACCGACCGACGGUGACCGUCUCAUGUUCACAUGCGUCGGAGGAGGAGGCGAGUGACGGUGACCAAUCAGCUGCCGUGAUGACGCUGUUCGUGUUCCUCAGCAUCAGCACCGCACCCUCCCACAGUGCAGCAGCAUCAGGACCGGCAGCAGCAUGAUGCGGGUCGCCCUGCUGGUUUUGGCUCUCACGACAGUCUGCGAUGGCAUCAUCCCCGAGAUAGUGUACCCCGGCGUCAGUCACAUCCUGGAGGAUAAUUCAGCCCCGGGACCAACGGAGCUGGGCCGCACGUUCGUGGAGGUGGAGCAGCUGCCCGACGUCGCGUCUCACCCAGGGGAUGAGGAGAGUGCCAGCCUUCAUCCCAACAACCUUCCUCCAGGCCAUCGCAACGAAACCGCUCCUGAUAAAGUGAUUGAUAACCAAUCUGUCCACACACCAGUAGACCAGGAGACCAACAACAUUAGCACCACGACUGCCCAAUACAGUGACCUGGGAAACAAUAUUGAUCAUGGAUGCAUCACAGAUGAGGUCUGUGGGAAGGGAAGGUAUUGUCUUAAUGCCAUGCACAACUCUAAGUGUAUGCCUUGCAAAGCAAUAGAUGUGUCGUGUACUAGAGACGAGGAGUGCUGUGAUGAGCAGCUGUGUGUUUGGGGCCAGUGCAGUCCAAAUGCAACAAAAGGAGAAGCUGGCAGCACUUGUCAGUACCAGACUGACUGCAGCACAGACCUCUGCUGUGCUUUCCAUAAAGCCUUGCUCUUCCCCGUCUGCUCGGCGAAGCCCAUUGAGCGCGAGCGCUGCUUCGGUGCCUCCAACCACCUGGUAGAGAUGAUGUCCUGGGACAUUCAGGACAAGGGGCCCAGGAAGCAUUGCCCCUGUGCGGGAGAUCUCCACUGUCAUCACCUGGGGAGAGGGUCCAUGUGUCUGAAAGGAGACAACUCGAGUGAAGAGGACCUGACGGACACGCUGUACUCAGAAAUAGACUAUAUCAUCUAGAAACAGCUAAAUUUGCUCCACGUUGCCGUGGAGUCAGCUACACUGGGGUCUCCAUCGACUCCAGAGCUUCUAAGAGAUAUAGCACUUCCUGUUUCCCAGCUCAAUCCAAAGUAAUAAAGCUAUAGAGCAUGGAAAAUGAUUGAAAAUGUAUUUAUUUUAUCCUUCAAGGUUUCUGAAAAUAAAGAUAUAAAAGUCACUAACAAAAACAGAAAAGAUAAUAUUUGCAAAGUACUGUGUCCAGUGACCCUAAGCACCAGAUUUCUGAUUAUUUACCACAACUCUACUUUUCAUUGUAACUUGAAUCAUAGCCAUAAACAUAUUAACACAGCACUGAAUAAAACUGUAUACAAUGAAUAUCUGGAGACUACUCACCUCAGUUUCUUAUUAAUCUGUUAAAGGAAUGUAUCAACCUUUUACCUGCACUCUUUCUCUCGUUAUUCUUCUGUAAAUAUCUUUGCUGCUUGAUCCUUGUCGAGCUGACCUGCUGCAAAGAAACACAAUCAUGUUGCGUUUUCUUACCCGGAGAUAUUGUAUGUUUUUGCCAAGACCAAAGCCAGAGAGACAUUAAAUCUUGUAUGUAAUAAAGGGAACACGGUCAUAAAAUGC
Messenger RNA from Scophthalmus maximus (turbot), 1825 nucleotides. RefSeq names its product dickkopf WNT signaling pathway inhibitor 3a (gene dkk3a). Gene Ontology annotation, cellular component: extracellular region. Lineage: Eukaryota; Metazoa; Chordata; Actinopteri; Pleuronectiformes; Scophthalmidae. Gene Ontology annotation, molecular function: co-receptor binding; receptor antagonist activity. Gene Ontology annotation, biological process: multicellular organism development; negative regulation of canonical Wnt signaling pathway. The record is from RefSeq and is a predicted model, not a curated record. The transcript has 8 exons. The coding region runs from base 383 to 1219 and encodes 278 amino acids.